Molecule: messenger RNA, 1656 nt
Organism: Trichoderma gamsii
Lineage: Eukaryota; Fungi; Ascomycota; Sordariomycetes; Hypocreales; Hypocreaceae
Product: alpha-1,6-mannosyltransferase
Exons: 3
Coding region: 1-1656 (551 amino acids)
Biological process (GO): protein N-linked glycosylation
Cellular component (GO): endoplasmic reticulum membrane
Molecular function (GO): alpha-1,6-mannosyltransferase activity
Source: RefSeq, a predicted model, not a curated record
AUGGAACUCAUAGACCUCCUCCUCUUCAUCGUGCCUCUGCUGCACCUCCUCGCCGCCCCCUACACCAAAGUCGAAGAGUCAUUCAACCUCCAGGCCACGCACGACAUCCUCGUCUACGGCACCCCCACGCACGACAUCCACGAGCGGCUCUCCUCCACGUACGACCACUUCAGCUUCCCGGGCGCCGUGCCGCGGACGUUUGUCGGGCCGGUGCUCCUGGCGGGCGUGAGCCAGCCGCUGAUUGCGCUGAUUGGCUUCGAGCACGCGCAGUUUGUCGUGAGGGCGGUGCUGGGCGGGUUCAAUGCCGUCUGCUUGGCGGUGUUUGGGGCUGCGUUGAGGGAGGCGUUUGGGAGGGGGGCGGCGAGGUGGUGGGUGGUGUUGAGCGUGACGCAGUUCCAUGUGGUGUUUUAUCUGAGCAGGACGUUGCCGAACAUGUUUGCUUUUGGGCUGACAACCCUGGCAUCUGCAUUCCUCCUCCCCAAAAACAACGCCUCACUCCAACGAACUCGCCGUCGCCAAGCAAUCGCCCUCCUCGUCUUCGCCACAGCCAUCUUCCGCUCCGAACUGGCCAUCCUUCUCGCCGCAACGGGAGUCCUCGCCCUCGCCAAAUCCUACCUCAGUCUACGCGAGCUCAUCACCUUCUUUCUCGCCUCCUUCAUCGCCGCGCUCGGCCUCUCCAUCCCUAUUGACUCGUAUUUUUGGCAGAAGCCCCUGUGGCCAGAGCUCGCGGGCUUUUACUACAAUGCCGUGCUGGGGUCUUCCUCCAACUGGGGCGUCUCUCCAUGGCAUUACUACUUCACCUCUGCGCUGCCGCGGCUCUUACUUAAUCCGUUGUGCUUUCCUCUCAUUGGGCUGGCACUCUACCAACCUGGAACCUCUCGCCGAGUUCAAGAUCUGGUUAUUCCAUCCAUUGUCUUUAUUGCCGUGUACUCCAUCCAGCCUCACAAAGAAACACGCUUCAUCUUCUACACCGUCCCUUCGCUCACUGCUGCCGCCGCCGUAGGUGCCAGCUUCAUCUCUUCACGCCGAUCAAAAUCGCUCCUCUAUAGCCUCGCCACCGCGAUUCUGUCCCUCUCUAUCCUCGCCGCAUUCGCCGCAAGUACCGUCAUGCUCCUCCUCUCAUCCCUCAACUACCCCGGCGGCGAUGCGCUGUCCCAGCUCUACGCCAUCACUUCAAACGACACUUCACCCUCUCCUCCUCGGCUACUCGUCCACGCAGACGUCCUGACUUGCAUGACCGGCCUCACCCUCUUCGGCCAAAACCCACAUGGUCUCCCUCCCAUGUCCUCAACCUCUUCCUCUCCGACCCUGCUGUUCGAUAAGACAGAGUCAAGCGAAGAAUUGCAUCGUCAAGACUUCUGGUCUCAGUUCGACUACGUCCUCAUGGAAGAUCCAUCCCUCGUCCUCGGAACAUGGGACACCAUUGGCCAAAUCCACAGCUACGACGGCAUUGAAAUCUUCCGGCCCGGGCAAAUUGCCAAAGCAGCAGAAACGCUGCAUGUAGAAGGAGUCAAAGAUGGUAUUCUUGGACAGGGCGCAACAAUUGCCACCGUUAGGGAUUUCUUAAGGAAGCUGACUGGGGGCUGGUGGAUUGGGCCACGCAUGUCCCCUCGAAUUCAUAUUAUGAAACAGGUCCGUGAAGAUGAUGCUAUAUAG